AAGGAUUUUUUGGACUAUUUUAAUCGUAGAGUGCUCUGCUUAGCGGAAGAAAUGCAUACUUUUAGUUUCCCAAAUAUAUAAGUAAUGGAGCAGUGCAAAAUUUGUGGACGACAUAGAAAAAAGGCCGCGCUGCAUUCUCCGACAUUUGAAUUCGAUUUAGAGCCAUUCGAAGAUGAUCGAGAGUUAUCACAUUUCCUGUACCGGCUGACGCAGGAUAUAAUUAACACAAAAAACUAUUCCGACGAUAAUAUAAACCGCAUCUGUGAGAAACAUGUGCGCAACUCUUACUAUCCGGAUAAGAUGCGUUUGCAGGAAGUGGUGCAAGAUUUGAAGAACAAACUGCACAUCGUAAAUCGUAAAGAAGUUCAAUCCAAUGCCGAAAGUAAUACAAAGGAUCACAAAUAUACUACUACUGAUCAGGCGGAAACAGUGGCACUGCAUGAUCUGCGUCAAAUGAAGGAUAAAAACAUCAGCGCACAAUCGUUCAUUAGCGUCCCGAAACUGGUGCUGAGAGAUUCGUCCAGUUCGAUCAGCACAAUUACUACGUACAAUUUUCCAUCUUCCGAAGAACCGAAGGUUGAUCCACUCCAGCUUCUGAUAGCUUCAGCUUCACGUAAAAGUGAAACGUCUACUGUAUCAAGUGCCACUUUGCAAACAAUUUUUCUGAAAAUAGAUCAUAAUGAACCAGCGGAUAAUCGUACGGCCCAGCCAGUGGAUAGUUCCGUCGAUGCACUAACCAGAAUGGUGGCGGCAAGCAGAACACCGGAAAGUGGAUGUAAAAGGUGUCCGCUGGGUAAAUGUACCCAUCGAAGAGUGUGUGGAACUGACACACUGAAGCCGCGGCAAAAAUUUUAAGUGAAAUCUCUAAUAAAUUAGUAAAAAGAUAGGGGAUUUUAUUCGAAGCAAUAAAUAGCGACAGCGAAAGAAAUUUUGUAAAUAAUUACAGUGUAUCGAUAAAAACACACUGUCGUACCCCUCGCGCAACUGUCAAAAAUUCAAAGUCCGUGCUGCCAGAAUAAAAAGCUGUUUUUUAAAACAUU
Anopheles stephensi (Asian malaria mosquito) is the source of this 1040-nucleotide messenger RNA. RefSeq lists its product as uncharacterized. The record is from RefSeq and is a predicted model, not a curated record. The coding region runs from base 85 to 855 and encodes 256 amino acids. Lineage: Eukaryota; Metazoa; Arthropoda; Insecta; Diptera; Culicidae. The transcript is spliced from 3 exons.